Messenger RNA from Dichomitus squalens LYAD-421 SS1, 270 nucleotides. RefSeq lists its product as uncharacterized. Bases 1 to 270 code for a protein of 89 amino acids. Lineage: Eukaryota; Fungi; Basidiomycota; Agaricomycetes; Polyporales; Polyporaceae. The transcript is spliced from 2 exons. The record is from RefSeq and is a predicted model, not a curated record.
AUGGCGUUCGCGCAGUUCUACUACGAUCCUGCCGUCGAGUUCGAGAGGGUCCUGGACGAGCAUGCGCAUACCCAGGGUGCUUCCAAGGGAGGCGUCGCAAACGCAGACAAAAACACUGUCGGCGACGCCAGUGGACUCCACAAUAUCCCUCCAUCACGUUCGCAAUCCGUGGGUACCAUCGGGGAGCGUCACGGUGCCAGUGGACAGUCGAAGGAUACGCUGAAUCGACGUUUCGUCGAUACGCUGUUCAAAUGGCGAGACUCUUCUUGA